CCAGCCAAGUUCACAUGGGACCAGCUCAAGACCUUCGUGAAUUCCGGGUACUUAUACUUUAUCGUCAAUACGAACAAGGCCGACGACGCUGACUCUGGGACGUCGCUUAAGGGAUCUCGGGCUGGUUAAACGUGACAGGGCACAACACAAGAGAUAUAAAGCAUGGUCCUUAGGGAUUGUGAAAGAACACGGUUCAAUGGUGAACUACCUUAUCAACCACCGUCUCCAAUGGGGAAAGCCAGAUACCCUUUCACUAUUACCCUCAGCACUCAAUAACGAUACCAGAUUCAAGGACGUACCCAUCUCACCAUCUAAAUCCGAUCGGCCACUCCCGGCGCUUCCCCCAGACGCACCUGAAUAUUUUAAAGCUGAUAUGCCGUUCGACUCAGAGUUGAUCAGCAUCAUUCAGAAUGACUGGCCUUACCCCGUCCCUAUCGAGAUUGAACACACGCUCAUCUGGUCGCGAGUGCCUAUACUCCAUCCGGAUCUCAUCCCAGCGGAAAUCCAUGCACGGAUACAACAGGAUGGGCUGUGUGGGUUUACGGGCAACGACGAACCUCCACCCUCACCGUCCACCCUGCCGCAAUGUCUGCCUUCGCUGGCGGAGUGGGGAAUUACAAUGGAGAAUCUAAUUCGCAGCCCAAAAAGCAAUCCAGAAAUCGAAGAGUUGGUGAGGAAUGCUGGAAGGGAAAUAAAUGGUUUUGUGAAACGAAGAUGGGUGGAGAGCGAGUGGGAAACCGCAUGGUUUGUCAAUCCCCCAAGGAAACAAAGUGUUCGCGAUCUAGCGCAUAUUCACGUAUUUGCGAAGAAGAAACAAAUUUGAAAUAGACCAAUAUUAGACAUACUCGUACAACUUUAUCGUUUGUGGUCUUUGGGAAUAACUUUCAUUUUGUCUAAC
Suillus clintonianus is the source of this 898-nucleotide messenger RNA. RefSeq lists its product as uncharacterized. Gene Ontology annotation, cellular component: cytoplasm. Gene Ontology annotation, biological process: N-acetylglucosamine metabolic process. The coding region runs from base 197 to 823 and encodes 208 amino acids. The transcript is spliced from 3 exons. NCBI's taxonomy places the organism in Eukaryota, Fungi, Basidiomycota, Agaricomycetes, Boletales, Suillaceae. The record is from RefSeq and is a predicted model, not a curated record.